Podarcis raffonei (Aeolian wall lizard) is the source of this 4982-nucleotide messenger RNA. RefSeq names its product synaptotagmin 7 (gene SYT7). Gene Ontology annotation, biological process: regulation of calcium ion-dependent exocytosis; calcium-ion regulated exocytosis; cellular response to calcium ion. Bases 513 to 2555 code for a protein of 680 amino acids. The transcript is spliced from 13 exons. Gene Ontology annotation, molecular function: clathrin binding; SNARE binding; phosphatidylserine binding. Gene Ontology annotation, cellular component: synaptic vesicle; membrane; synapse. NCBI's taxonomy places the organism in Eukaryota, Metazoa, Chordata, Lepidosauria, Squamata, Lacertidae. The record is from RefSeq and is a predicted model, not a curated record.
GCGAGACGGAGAGCGCGCGCGCACACACACCACACACACAUCGAGGGGAGGGGAAGGGCUCCGGAGGCUUGGCAUGUUCCUGUGUGGACGAGAAUCAGUCCGCGAGCCCAGGAGCGGGAGGGCGAGCCCCUGCCACUAAGGCGCCUCCCUCCCUCGCUCCAUUCAUUCGCCUGCUCUCCUCAUGCCGGCGGCUCCCGCUCUUUCGCCGCCCGUCGCCUGGGACUCCAACCUGUUUGUGGAGGUCACUCUUGGGCCGCCAGCAGCCUGUGGCUUCUUCCCUCCGCCGCCUCCUUGCAGCGUCUGAUGGUCUUUGCUCCGGGGAGGCGAGUCGGAGCUGGGCAGUGAGCGAGGAGGAAGCAGCAGCAGCAGCAGCAGCAGCAGCCCCGUCGCCCUCGCACGAUCUGGGACUUACAAGCCAGGCAGCCAUCCCCGCCCCAUCUCUCACACCCACCGGCCCCGGAGGGAUUUACUUUGUCAGGAGGAGCCCGCGGGGCUGACGCGCCGCGGAGAAGAUGUACCUAGACCCUGAGGCGGCCAAAGGGGCACCCUCUCGUGAUGUCCUUCUGGUCUCAGCCAUCAUCACCAUCAGCCUUAGUGUUACCAUUGUCCUGUGUGGGAUCUGCCAGUGGUGUCAGCGCAAACUGGGCAAACGCUAUAAAAACUCCUUGGAGACGGUGGGAACUCCAGAUUCCAGCCGAGGUCGCAGUGAAAAGAAAGCCAUUAAUGAUCUAGACAGAGACUUUUGGAAUAACAAUGACAACACAGUGCAGCAGAAAUGGAGCUCCUACCCUCCCAAGGAGUUUAUACUAAACAUAUCACCUUACGCCCCGUAUGGUGAUCCACGACUUUCCCUCAAUGGCACCUUGUUGUCAGGUGCAAAGUUGGCUGCUUCAGCCACCUCAGGAUUGGCUGGGGAGCGGGAAGGACGCCACGGGGAGAGGCAGCAGCUCCGAGAGGACGGCAUGAAGAGCAGCGUGUCUGCCCACAGCGAGCCCAGCAUUGGGAAGGCGGGGAGAGGUCGAUGGCAAACGGUGCAGAGCCACCUAGCAGCAGGGAAGCUCAGCCUAUCCAAUUUUGAGGAUUCCACCAUGUCCACAGCCACUACCCUUGAGUAUAUCCCCACCUCAGCAGGAGACCCGAAAUGCCAGCGCCCGCGCACCCUCAUGCGCCAGCAGAGUCUCCAACAGCCACUCAGCCAGCACCAGAAACCCAACCACAGCCAGCCCACCACCAGCCAGAGCCUGGGCCACCUGCAGUCCCACACCACCUCCACCAGUGGCAAUCCCCGGGGCUGUCGGAGCGCGCAGUCACGGCAAGGGACCCCUGCUGGCUCCAAGCACAGGACAGGUGGUGGUCGUAGCCGCUCCAAUCCUGGGAGCUGGGACCAUAUGGUGGGGCAGAUUCGGAAUCGAGGCUUGGAUAUGAAGUCUUUCCUGGAAGGCCGCAUGGUGGUGUUGUCCCUUGUUUUGGGGCUUUCAGAACAGGACGACUUUGCCAAUAUACCUGAUCUUCAAACCACUGGAAACCAACAGAACCAGAACUCUCAGGGGGACAAGAGGUUGCCCUCUGGUGGCAAAGCGGUAAACACAGCUCCUGUGCCAGGACAGACACAACACGAGGAGCCUGACCAUAAAACAGAGCCUCGCUCAUCCGUCUCGGACCUCGUAAACUCCCUGACCAGUGAGAUGCUGAUGCUCUCCCCUGGGUCUGAGGAUGAUGAGGGACAUGACAGUGCCAGCCGAGAAAACCUGGGCCGGAUCCAGUUUAGCGUUGGCUACAAUUUCCAGGAAUCCACCCUAACUGUCAAAAUAUUGAAAGCUCAAGAGCUACCAGCCAAGGAUUUCAGUGGCACAAGUGACCCUUUCGUCAAAAUUUACCUCCUACCAGAUAAAAAAAAUAAGCUGGAGACAAAGGUGAAAAGGAAGAAUUUAAACCCACAUUGGAAUGAGACCUUUCUCUUUGAAGGUUUCCCAUAUGAGAAAGUGGUUCAGCGGGUGCUCUAUCUACAGGUUCUGGAUUAUGAUCGGUUCAGUCGUAACGAUCCCAUUGGGGAGGUGUCCAUUCCCCUCAACAAAGUGGACUUGACCCAGAUGCAGACAUUCUGGAAAGAACUAAAGCCCUGCAGUGAUGGGAGUGGAAGCCGAGGAGAGCUUCUCCUGUCGCUCUGCUACAACCCUUCAGCUAACUCCAUUGUUGUGAACAUUAUCAAAGCUCGGAAUCUUAAAGCCAUGGACAUCGGGGGAACAUCAGACCCCUACGUGAAGGUGUGGCUGAUGUACAAAGACAAACGGGUGGAGAAGAAGAAGACGGUAGUGAUGAAGCGGUGCCUGAACCCAGUCUUUAAUGAGUCCUUCAUCUUCGACAUCCCCACAGAGAAGCUGAGGGAAACGACCAUUAUCAUCACUGUCAUGGAUAAGGACAAGCUCAGCCGGAAUGAUGUCAUUGGAAAGAUCUACCUGUCAUGGAAGAGUGGCCCAGGCGAAGUGAAGCACUGGAAGGAUAUGAUUUCACACCCCCGGCAGGCUGUGGCACAGUGGCACCAGCUGAAGGCCUGAGAGGCAGGAGCCGAGGACUCGCUCUGGGUUUCAGUGCACCAAGUCAACAUUUACUGGCCACACUCUCACUACUACUUUAUGCACAACGGCUGCACCCUGGUCUCCCCCAGGGGGGAAAAGCUUGGGAAUGACCACAGGCUAAGGGAGCGAACCUGAAACAUGUACUAAACUCUGGGAAAGUGGUAUCGGUGCCCAAUGUGCUGGCUCAGCAGCACAGAGCAUCACAAGGAGCACCAUUAAUACCCAACCUCUUGCUUUAGCCUUUCCAUCAGACUCCUUAUGUAGAAAGAACGAGAGAGAGAGAAAGAGAGAGAGAGACCAGAGCAGAGCAGCCCUCCAGCUGAAGGUGGCAUCAGCACUGAUUUGUUUGGAUUCACAGUGUAGCAAUGGCACAAUGGGAGGAGAGGGGUCCGCUACUGCCAUACAAGACUUCCUAUGAGUUCUUCCAGCCAAAAGCCCAUUGGGAUGGCACCCUACUCCGCCAUAAGAAAGCUAACCCCAUCCAGCGGCUGCACUGGCCUGAGAGGGGGCACUGCAAGGAGAUCACUUGCUCUGUUUCCAUGAGGUGGUUUCGUUAUCAUUCAAUAAAACUUGUAAGAGUAAUAAGAAUAAUAUAAAUAAUAAUGCUGGCUAGACCUUUUCCUAGCCAGGCCUCUCUGCAAAGGGGAGAGGAGCCACGAAGCUCCCCUAGCCCCCCUGUGUGUGUGUGUUGUGUGUUGUAACUAUGCGUGCAGGGCAUUCGUGUGUCACUUGUGUUCUCUUUCUCUCGCUCAGCCCUAGACAAUUUGUUUCUCUGAGGGGCUUGAUUCACUGCCCAGCAGGAAUUGAGGGGAAGCUUAUGCCAUGUGGAAAAGGAGGGGAGCAACAGAUUUUGGAGCUUUUGAUUGAGAGGAGAGAGGAAAGAGAGGCAAGGAGGCCAUUUUCUUAACCAUGCUGGAAGCCAUGAAACACAUACCACAAGCUAGAGUGUGUGUGGUUGUAACAUUAGGGAGAGCCUAACUUUUAAUUGCCCCUUUUGUUUGGCAGAGGCAAAGGAGACAUGCUGAGCAGUCCUGAAUAUUUUUGGGGGGGGCAGGGCAGGAGCCAUUCAAACUGACCCCUCUCAACAUCCCAGUGUGCUUGUCACACAUGGCCCCAAGCAACCAUCCUACUUUAAUCAUGCCUCCCCAUUUUCUUUCCUCCCCUCAGCCAGCCACAUGCACCCUAACCCACCACAGUUUCUCUUGGAUUCCGAAGCUUGUUUUCACUCAGUCUGCAGCCCUUCCCUUGGAAACCAGCAAACACACACCUGUGCAAUUUCUAGUUAAUUAGCCACCCACUUUCUGUACCCUUCUGCAGCUAUGUUAAAAGAGUUUGCAUAGAAACUGACUUCUCUCAUUUGAAUUCACUCACCCCAAAUAUAGGUUGCAUCAAGAAGAUUAGUGCCCAUGAUGUAGAAGGAUGUGAUUUUUCAGCGAAAUCAGUACUUCCCGGAAGUGGCGUUGAAGAAUUGACUUUAUGAUAGCAAAACAACCCAGCUCUCUAGUUAAAAGUCUUGGGUUGUGCACGCAGUAACUCCAACUUAAAUCUUAGGUUUCUAUUUGUCUUUGAUGAAAUGUUUCAUCUCUUCUCUGCUUUUUAUUCUUCAUUGCCUGAUAGGGUACCAGGGAAAAGUCAGCUCUCCUAGACAUUCGGUCAAAAUGGCAAAGAGACCAUCUCAAGGCUUCAUAGGUGAGAGCAGGGACUAAGGGGCACUGACAAGAAAGAUUUGUGUCUGAUUCCAGUGCUUCUCUAGAUCUUUAUCUCAGUCUUCCCACAUUUUUCCUGCAAGCGGAGAACAAGGAUUAAUCUGCACAACCAUUUUUGAAUGUGUUAAAGGCAACAUGUUUUAUUUCAGUUACUUGGGAAACACUUUUGGGCUAAUCUUUUGACUAUAUUGACAGGUGUCCUAACCCAUUGCAUCCUGUGGAGAAGCAAUAAUCCAAAAGCAAGUCAAGCCAGUUCUCCAGGCCACUUCUCACAAGCACUCUGCACAGCUUUUCUUCUCCCCACCCCAAAGGCUAGAAUGUGCCAUCAAAGAGGGUCAUCUGCAUGAUUCAGUAUGAGCGUGCAGGUCAGUCUUGCACUACGCUGCAGACCUUCCGUGCGUAGGAGGUGAGCAGUGAUGUGAAUGUGACAAACCAUUCAUAUAAUCCAUUUGCCAUUUCCAAGGCUCAAGCUGCAAGGGGAAAAUGAUGCUAGGGUAGAUAAGGCAGGAUGGUUUUGUGGAGAGGGAGCCUCAGUCUGAACACAUAUUGCAAUAUUUGCAGAAGCUAUUUGACAGAGCAAAAACCACUUGUAAGACAAUUCAUUUUGGCUUUGAGGUGUCCUAGGUGAUUGUGUGCAGGGCUGGCGCAGGACAGUUUGUUGCCUGAGGCAUAGGACAAGAUGGCAGCUCCCUGCAUUCAA